CGGUCGUCCAAAGCAUUGCUUACAAGUCUUGAAAUUUAUUCUGUUCAGGAUUUUCAAUGGAGAAUGCCGAAGCUAAAAAUCCAACUGGAAGAGCACUCUGCACUCAGCACACCCGAGGACUACAAUCCAGUGAUUCCACCGAACGAUAAAAGUGCGAAGGACCCCCUGGGAGACGUCUCGAGGAUUGAUUGCACGAGCCCUUCAAUGCAGGCCCCACCUGACGCGUGCACCAGCCCGGAGUCGAGCGUUAUGCCUGGCAACCCAUCUUCCCCGUCCGGAGGAAGUCACCCUCAAGAUUCCAACAAUAGCCGACUUGCAUCAGUAGAAGAGACCCAAGACACCUCGCCCUCGUCCAUCUUGGAUUCGCCCUCCGCUCUUCCCCCCAAAAUUGAAUGCGAGGAUGAAAAAGAUUAUGCAAGUUGGACUAACCAGCUGCACACAAGCAUUGAAAUUAAGAGUGAACCCACUCCCCAGACGGAUGAGUCAGAACUCAGGUUGGGACGAGGAGGAGAAGAACACGAUUUGGAGAAUGAUAUUCGUGAUAUUGUCCCGACGACAGCGCGAGUGAAAAGAGAGGACAUGAGCUCUCCACUUCCCGACCAUUCUCAUGAAAGUUGGAUUGACCUGUCGGAUACGAAUAUCGAAAUCAAGAGUGAACCCCCUACCCAAACAAACACGUCGGAAUCCGAGUUCGUCGAACAUAUUCGAACGCAAGCUAGUGAGAACCCAUUCACUUGCGGCGAGUGUUCGAGCCCUUUUUCUUCUGAAAGCGCUUUAAUUACACAUAUGCAAACGCACGAUGGCGAGAUACCAUUCAAUUACAGUCAUUGCUCCUCCUCAUCCAGUAUUGAAGAUAAUUUAAAGAAACACAUGCAAACGCAUACUGGUAAUGAGAAGCUACUUAGUUGCAAUCAUUGCUCCUCCUCUUUCAGUAGUAAAGACGAUUUAAAGAUGCACAUGCGAACGCACACUGGUGAGAAGCCAUUCAGUUGCAGUCAUUGCACGGCAUGCUUUUCUCACAAAAAGUCUUUAACGGCACAUGUUCGCACGCAUACUGGUGAGAAACCAUUCAGUUGCAUUCAUUGCUCCUCCUCUUUCAGUUAUAAAAACAAUUUAAAGAUGCACAUGCGAACGCACACUAGUGAGAAACCAUUCAGUUGCAGUCAUUGCACAGCAUUCUUUUCCCACAAAAAGUCUUUAACGGAACAUGUUCGCACGCAUACUGGUGAGAAACCAUUCAGGUGCAAUCAUUGCUCCUCUUCUUUCAGUAGUAAAGACUAUAUAAAGGUGCACAUGCGAACGCACACUGGUGAGAAACCAUUCGGUUGCAGUCAUUGCUCCUCCUCUUUCCGUAUGAAAAUUCAUUUAAAGAUGCACAUGCGAACGCAUACUGGUGAGAAACCAUUCAGUUGCAGUCAUUGCACAGCAUGCUUUUCUCACAAAAAGUCUUUAACGGAACAUGUUCGCACGCAUACCGGUGAGACACCAUUCAGUUGCAAUCAUUGCUCCUCCUCUUUCAGUAUUAAAAACAAUUUAAAGAAGCACAUGCAAACGCACACUGGUGAGAAACCAUUCAGUUGCAGUCAUUGCACGGCAUGCUUUUCUCACAAAAAGUCUUUAACGGAACAUGUUCGCACGCAUCCUGCAUGCUUUUCUCACAAAAAGUCUUUAACGGAACAUGUUCGCACGCAUACCGUUGAGAAACCAUUCGUUUACAAUCAUUGCUCCUCCUCUUUCAGUAGUUAAGACAAUUUAAAGAUGCACAUGCGAACGCACACUGGUGAGAAACCAUUCAGUUGCAGUCAUUGCACGGCAUGCUUUUCUAACAAAAGGUCUUUAACGGCACAUGCUCUCACGCACACUGCUAAGAAACCAUUCAGUUGUAGUCAUUGCUCCUCUUCUUUCAGUAGGAAAGACACUUUAAAGAUGCACAUGCGAACGCACACUGGUGAGAAACCAUUCAGUUGCAGUCAUUGCACGGCAUGCUUUUCUCACAAAAAGUCUUUAACGGAACAUGUUCGAACGCAUACUGGUGAGAAACCAUUCAGUUGCAAUAAUUGCUCCUCCUCUUUCAGUAUUAAAAACAAUUUAAAGAUGCACAUGCGAACGCACACUCGUGAGAAACCAUUCAGUUGCAGUCAUUGCACGGCAUGCUUUUCUCACAAAAGGUGUUUUACGGCACAUGUUCGGAAGCAUACUGGUGAAAAACCAUUCAGUUGCAGUCAUUGCACGGCAUGCUUUGCUCAAAAGCAUACUUUAACGGAACAUGUUCGCACGCAUACUGGUUAGAAACCAUUCAGUUGCAGUCAUUGCUCCUCUUCUUUCAGUAAAAAAGGCAAUUUAAAGUCGCACAUGCGAACGCACACUGGUGAGAAACCAUUCAGUCGCAGUCAUUGCAUGGCAUGCUUUUCUCACAAAAAGUAUUUAACGGCACAUGUUCGCACGCAUACUGGUGAGAAACCAUUCAGUUGCAGCCAUUGCUCCUCUUCUUUCAGUAGAAAGACACUUUAAAGAUGCACAUGCGAACGCACACUGG
Messenger RNA from Bemisia tabaci, 2536 nucleotides. NCBI's taxonomy places the organism in Eukaryota, Metazoa, Arthropoda, Insecta, Hemiptera, Aleyrodidae. The record is from RefSeq and is a predicted model, not a curated record.